This is a messenger RNA of Fusarium tjaetaba, 807 nucleotides long. RefSeq names its product zinc finger MSN2. Bases 1 to 807 code for a protein of 268 amino acids. Lineage: Eukaryota; Fungi; Ascomycota; Sordariomycetes; Hypocreales; Nectriaceae. The transcript is spliced from 3 exons. The record is from RefSeq and is a predicted model, not a curated record.
AUGGAGGAUCGGAUCUCCGACGAUGGUCUGCUCUUCAUGAGUGAAGAGGACUUCGUCGUAGACUUUUCAAGCAACGGUCUUGAUAGCUUGCCAUGGAAUGCUACAUAUGAUACGAAUGACGCAGCGUUUGCCGACGUACAUCAGGAAACAACCUUUACAGUUACAGUCGACUCAGUGAAUACGAGCUCAUUGGACAUUUACUCCGAUCAUAUCAACCCUAUUUUAUAUAACACUCAAGAGCUACCAGCUCUAGAUACUACUUACCUUGACAUCUUACCUACGAACUGGGACUUCAUGGUGAUGCCCACCGAACCCAUCACUACUACCCUUGCUGGUUCUAUAACGACCACAGAGCAAUCCAAUUACUCCGCUGAUUACACAAGCUCUUCCUCACCGAUGACUCAAAGGAGUCCAACAGGACUGACACAGUCACAAAUAUCCAACCCCUUACGGACAAAAAGUGCGGAAAACGCACCAAGCACAACAACCAGACGACGAAAAACGAAGAUGGAGCCAGGCACCAGACCUUGUGACUUGAAAAGGCAGAAGCGAAAAGAAGAUAAGCCUGAGAAGUGUCGCAUCUGCGGAAAGGGGCACCAGUGGAACCGCGAUCUGGAGAGGCACUAUUGGAGUAACCACCCAGACGAGGCAGCCAAGAUGGGCCUUAGUCGAAAACAGCAAAAUGAUGAGGACUCCGGUACAGGGAAUCGAACCCUGGGCUCCGCGGCACUGAUCCCUCAGCUGAAGAUGAGAGCGCGAAAUAUUAGCCACUACACCAUACCGGAUGAGAAGGCUCAUGAUAUAUGA